UGGCAACAGUGUUACAGCAGCAAUGUUUUGUUUACUAUAGAAAUGUGAAAUGUUUCUGUUCCGACUUCAUAUUUUAAUAGAUUAUCUUUUCUUUAUGACUUUGAUUUCUCUUAGUCUCUAGUUUUUUAAAGCAUUUCACUAACUCUUAUCUUUUACAAGAAAUGGUGACAUGUUGUGUUCCGUUAUGUGGAAGUAGGAGUGAUCGGAAAAAGAAUAUUGAUGCCAUCGGAAAGAAAAUUACAUUUCAUGAAUUUCCAUCUAACAAAGAAAAAAGAAAAAAAUGGACGAGAGCUAUCCUUCGACGGGGAAACAAACCUAAUGAGUUAUGGACACCAGUUGGAAGUGCUGAUAGAUCAGUCAUAUGCAGUUUACAUUUUCAUCCUGCAGAUUUUAAACAAGGAUUGAAAUUAAGACGUUUGCAACCAUAUGCAGUUCCAAGUAUUUUCAAUGAAAGAAAUAUACUGAAAAGUCAAAAAGCAAGCCAUAAUGGUAAAUGCAAAUCUUUCAUAGUUUAUAAUGGGAUUGCUGAUGGAAAAGUGUCUUUCCCAACUGCUUCAAAAGAAAAUGUCACCAAUAAUUUCUCUACAUCAGCUACAGUGGUUUGUAAAAGAAAAAAAAUAAUGAAGAAUAAACAUGUGGGAACAAAUACUACUCAUACAAAUACAAGAUUAAAAGAGAUGCAAAGGAAAUACAGAAUCCUUCUUGAAGAAUAUAAACUUCUAGAGAAAUCUCUUGUUGAUUUUCAGAUCAAGAUUAAAGAUUUAGAAAAUGAAAAUAUGAAUUUACAAAGCAAAUUGUCGCAGCCCAUUAUCAUCAAACUCCAAAAGAACCGAGAUUUUCCAUUAGUCUGAAAAACCAGGUGGAAUCAAAAUGUGUGUGUGUGAUAUCAUACAGUAAAUCAGACAAUAUAUGUCAUAUUUUAAAACAGUUAUGUUUUGCCAUUUUCAUGAAAAUCUGAGAACAUGUAAUGAAUGUGCAUCGGGUAUCAGUUGAUAUGAUAAACAUACUCCAGUAAAUUAAUGGAAUGACUGCAGACUUUCAAUUGAAUAUGUAAUUAAUAGUCUGCCAAACUUACAUGCCUAAUAAAAAUUGUAUUAGAUUGUGAAAAUAUAGAAAUUGGUUUGAUCUGGUUCUACAUCAAAUUGGCAUCCAUAUGGGACUGUCUUAAGAAUAGUAAGGAUUUUCUUUUGCCGCAAAGACUGGCAUAACUGUUAUUAAAUAUGUCAGAUAAUCUCAAAGCUUGUACUGAUAUUUAGCUUUUUAUAUACUAUAGCCAUGAGUUGUAUUUGUUAAUUUUCUCAUUAAAUAAAGAGCAAUCUGUGAUUAUUUAAGUAAAUAAAGAAUCAUAUGUGCAUUCA
This is a messenger RNA of Stegodyphus dumicola, 1358 nucleotides long. RefSeq lists its product as uncharacterized. The record is from RefSeq and is a predicted model, not a curated record. NCBI's taxonomy places the organism in Eukaryota, Metazoa, Arthropoda, Arachnida, Araneae, Eresidae.